AUGUCGAAGCAACAUGGUUUGAAGCGCAGUGCACAAAAUAUUAAUAAUUCGAUGAAUAGUACGCCCAAUAAGCCAGCUAAACCAAAAAUCCUGAAACCUAAUAGCACUACGAAAGAUACAGACGGAGAAGACGAAACAAAACAAGUAAAUUUAAACGAUAUUUACGAUAUGAUGAAGACCAUGAUGUAGGCUGGAUCGAUAUACCGGAUAUAUCCGAUAUACCGGUAUUUGUUUAGAUACCGGUCUGGCGAUAUUGACAAUUUAAAAAUACCGAUAUACCGACAUUUCGGUAUUUUGCCGCCUAAUAUCGAAAUGAAACGCUAUUUCAAGACAAACUUGCUUACAAUCACGUUUAGAAAAAAAAGUUAAUACUCACAGAUGCAUGAUUUUGUUCUUACAGUUCUAGCAGCUUUGGUUUAGCAAUACCAGACGUCUUGUUUAUUAAAUUGCCUUAAUCGGAAAUCAGUAAAAAUGGCAAAAUUUUUAAAGGAAAAUUUCGACAAAAAGGAAAACUUUGAUUUUGGAAAGUGGAAGUACUAGCAUUUGCGAAGCAGCGAAAACCUUUUCUGGCUUUUCAAGUUUUUUUAUCGGGCAGUAUAAGAGGGUAACUUUUUGUUGUUUUUAAUCUUAUUUAACUGACGUGCUAACUUGUUUAUGUGUUAGUUUUAAAAAUGCAACGUUUUUUAUGUUUAUAACUAUUAGCCGCUUACUGAAACACUGUCUGAAUUUAUAUACAAAACGAAUAUUUUUCUGAAUGAUUCAACACUUCGACGCCCAAUCGACGGCCUACUAAUAAUUGCCGCUUAGCGCUGUUAAUUGUUAACAUAGCUUGAUAAUGCAAAUCUUGUGACAUUUGCACUAAUAACAGUAUGUGUCACAUUAAUAUUUUGUUAAAACUUGAUUUUUCUUGACGGUCAGCACUUCAGUUUUGCUUAAAAAAAAACGUUAAAAAUACCGGAAUACCGGUAUUUACCGGUAUUCUGAUGGCGGUAUAUCGGUAUUCGGUAUUUGCGAUAUCGAUCCAGCCUACCAUGAUGUCAAAGCUAGAAAAGCUCGACACGAUUGAAAAGAACGUCAAAUCAUUGGACGAUGAUUUGCAAUCGGUAAAAGCUUCACUGGAAUACGCUCACGCAGAGGUAGUAGACUUGAAAAAAGAUAAUAAAGAGCAGAAAUUAAUGGGAGAAAAAUCAACAAAAGAGUAG
Paramuricea clavata is the source of this 1202-nucleotide messenger RNA. The record is from the annotation of a GenBank genome assembly. Lineage: Eukaryota; Metazoa; Cnidaria; Anthozoa; Malacalcyonacea; Plexauridae.